AUGGGCAGGUGGGCAGCGCUGAGCAGCUCGCUGCAACGGAAGCGGGUCUUCAAACCUGAGCAGCUCGAGGAAGGAAACUUGAGGAGAUGUCUAUCAGUAUGGGACCUCACGGCGCUUGGCGUGGGAAGCACGCUGGGCGUGGGAGUGUAUGUUUUAGUGGGAUCCGUGGCCAUGAAUUUUGCUGGACCAGCCGUGGUACUGUCGUUCCUCAUAGCAGCCAUCGCUUCCCUAUUUGCAGGCAUGUGUUACGCGGAGUUCGGAUCGAGAGUCCCAAGGGCGGGUUCAGCGUACAUCUACACAUACGUGACUAUGGGAGAGCUGGUGGCCUUUAUAAUCGGAUGGAAUAUGAUACUUGAAGCGAUGUUCGGUACAGCGAGUGUGGCCCGCGGUCUCAGCAUGUACCUAGAUUCGAUGCUCAACAAGACAAUGUCGGAAGCUUUUCUCUCUGUUGCGCCAAUAUCAGUUCGACCGUUUUCGUCGUUCUUCGACUUCUUUGCGUUUGCUGUGGUGCUUGUGUUGGGAGUGUUGUUGGCGGUCGGUGCGCGCGAGUCGGCGACAGUGAAUAACGUGUUUGCAAUUGUCAACAUGAUAGUGAUUGUGUUCGUCGUGGUCGCCGGUUCUAUCAAUGCAAAUCCUGCCAAUUGGCGAAUACCAGCCACGGACGUGCCGGCUGACUUUGGCAAGGGCGGUUUCUUUCCCUACGGCAUUUGGGGGGUGUUGAGGGGGGCCGCUGUGUGCUUUUACGGUUUCGUUGGGUUUGACACGAUCAGCGCAACGGGAGAAGAGGUGAAAGACCCGAGGCGAGUCAUACCAAUAUCGAUCCUGGCUGUUUUGGUGAUUGUCUUCGUGGUGUAUGCCAGUGUAUCUACAGUCAUCACCAUGAUGGUGCCCUACUACAUGCAGGACGUCACGGCAGCCAUUGCGCAUGCGUUCAGCUAUGUUGGAUGGGAGUGGGCGCGCUGGGUGGUCUCCGUUGGGGCUGUCUUCGGUAUAUCUGCCAGUCUCUUCGGAGCCAUGUUUCCUCUGCCGCGGCUGUUAUAUGCGAUGUCAGUUGAUGGUCUGCUUCUCCACUGGCUGGGGAAAGUCACCACCAGAAACAAGAUACCGAUCGUCGCCACCAUUAUUCCAGCUUUUAUUAUAGCAACAUUAGCUGGUGUUCUAGAACUCCAGGAGCUGGUGAUGAUGAUGUGCGUGGGGACACUUCUGUCCUAUACCAUCGUUGCAACCUGCGUGAUAUUGCUUAGAUAUAGAUCAGAUUGCGUGUCAUCUUCUGGAUACAACUUCAUAAGGAGAGUCUUCUGUUGUGGUGAGAAGCAUCCCACGAUAACGACCUCUUAUGUCGUUAAAAUAACGUUAAUUAUAUUUAUAUGUGUUUGUCUAUCAAUAGCAUUGAUAGUGACACACGUCGAGAGACCGAUGAUACCCACAGUUGUGUUACACGCAGUAGGGCUAACUUUGAUCGUCGUUAUGACGCUGCAACCGCAAAAUAGAGAGGAGUUGUCUUUUAAGACCCCGCUGGUGCCUCUCAUUCCGUGUCUCAGCAUCUAUGUGAACAUCCAUUUAAUGAUCCUCAUCAGCGCACAGACCUGGCUCCGGGUCCUCGUUUGGAUGGCUAUUGGGAUACCGGUGUACAUAGUUUGUGUUUGUUGCUAUAAAUCAAAAUGCGAAGACAACAAGGACUUUACACCUUCGCAUCAUAGUAAUAAGAAUGGAAGUCGCGUGCAAAUAUUUGUUGAAUCACCAACACCCCCCGAGAGCAUAAAGAGUAACAAUACAGAUGCUGAACAAAUCACACAAGAAGAAAAACGAAAUACACUUGUCAUACGAGAGAGUGAAAGAAGAGCUUUACCUUGUAUCACAGAAGAAAUAGUCGUACAGCAAGCAGCAGUCGUUGAAGACAGUUCUGAAAAGGAAGCUAAGAUAAUUGAUUUGUUAGAUCAAGUUAUCCAAGCUGAAGAAGAUUCCUAUGGAGAAAUAAUAAGUUUGAAAGAACAGCCCGAAGAAAAGAAAACGUCAGUGGCUCAGGUAACAACUGAGAGGACUCAACGGAAGUCAUUGAGUGAUGUAUCCGACGCGGGUUCGGAUGCGUCAAUGGGUAACCAAAUGUUAUCGAAGUAUGAUGUUAUUGCUCAAGUACAUAGAGAAGAUUUACCGAGACUCGAAGAGGAAGACGAAAAAUUGGAAUAUAGUUUAUCCAAUAAGGAAGAUGAGAAGAUAGUAGAUGGAAUAGAGGGUGAGAAUAACAAUUACCUAGAUGAAAGUGAUAACAAUUCUAGAACCGAUGAAUCUGGGUAUUCCGAUACGUUGGAUAAGACACCACUGAACGAACUCCCUGAUGAUAAAGAAAUAGUUAAUAUUCCCGUACCGCCGCCACUAGAUGAAAAUUUCUUUGCGAGUCCUACCUUCAAAAAAGCUUACACAAUAUCAGUACGACCCACAAAAGUGAGAUCACCCGAGCCGGACGAAAAACCGCGAGAGAGCGUACAGUCCAACGGUUCAGUCGACGACGAACCCAUGACAUUUGGCAGUGAUAAGCAAAUACACUUCAUGUCCAAAUUAGAUACGAUUUUUAAAAACAAAAUAUCAGAAAGUGGUGAGAAUGGAGAAGAGAAGCGAACAAGAUCGAACUCAGCGGGAAACCUCACUGAAAAUACAGAGUUAUCCUCACUGAACCGUGAAAGGCCUAAGCUUUUCCUGGACUUGAAGAAGGAACUUCAAACAAGAGAGAAAACGCAAAUUUUAAAACCCGUCAAGGCGGAAGAACCCACGGAAAUUAAUGAAGAAGAAGAUCAAAGUCUAAGCAAGGCAGAUCUUAAAUCGAAGUUGGAAAACAUAUUUGCUUUGGGCGGCCCCAAGCCCAUGAAGGCAAGAUUGAUGAAGUCAAAUCCGCCCACGCCCGAAGAAGCAUACCAAACUGAUACUUCUAGCACAGAAAGCAUACAAAAACUGCCAAAAAUGGAAAAGAACGACACAUUGAAACGACAGAAGGACAAAUUCGGGGAAGUACUGAAUUCUCUACGAUUGUCCUUGAAGGAUGACCAAGUUUAA
Leptosia nina is the source of this 3048-nucleotide messenger RNA. NCBI's taxonomy places the organism in Eukaryota, Metazoa, Arthropoda, Insecta, Lepidoptera, Pieridae. The record is from the annotation of a GenBank genome assembly.